Molecule: messenger RNA, 2442 nt
Organism: Rhizoctonia solani
Lineage: Eukaryota; Fungi; Basidiomycota; Agaricomycetes; Cantharellales; Ceratobasidiaceae
Product: Golgi apparatus membrane protein TVP38
Exons: 11
Coding region: 1-2442 (813 amino acids)
Source: RefSeq, a predicted model, not a curated record
AUGACUGCGCAAGCUCACUCACAGCAUCCGCCCCCUCGUGCUCCUUCGCCAUCCCCUUCAGAGAAAGAAGACCUCGAGCGGGGGAUCGUAAACUGGAAGAAAGUGUUUAGAUGGCAGACAUGGCUGAAGAAGAAGUAUAUUCCGUGGUAUAUCGGACUCGUUAUCAUCACUGCAUUGACGGUCCUGAUGACCCUAUAUCAUAAAGAAAUCGUGCACUGGCUACGACCUGCAGCAGACUGGAUGCACGAGUUCUCGGUUGGAUGGCUUAUUCCCAUCGUUGUGUUAUUCAUCAUUUCGUUCCCUCCACUAUUCGGCCAUGAGAUCGUUGCUGUACUGUGUGGUCUUGUAUGGGGACUAUGGAUUGGAUUCGCUAUUGUGUGCGCCGGGACUCUUCUUGGGGAAAUUGGCAAUUUCUACGCGUUUAGGUACUGUUUGCGGGGUCGUGCGAUCAAAAUGGAACGCAAAAAUCCAUCCUAUGCUUGCCUUGCCCGUGUUGUGCGGGAUGGAGGGUUUUUAGUUGCGUUUGUUGUUCGACUGAGCGCUAUUCCUGGACAUUUUACUACUGCAGUGUUCUCGACCUGCGGAAUGGGAAUAUGGAUAUUUACGCUUGCAGCCUUCCUCUCUCUUCCCAAACAAUUUAUCACGGUAUACCUCGGCGUUAUACUCGAACAGUCGGCGGAUGGGACUCAGUCAACUCAGGACACGAUUAUCUCCAACGCUGUGCUUAUUGUCACCUUCCUCAUCACCGUUGUGGCAGCAUGGUGGAUCUGGAGAGAGAUGGGUCGAGUGAGGCUGGAGGUGUUGCGAGAACGUAGAGAAGAGAGAAAAGCCAAGCUCGCCGAGGCUGGAGUGGUUGAGCUUGAGCUGAAUAAACUCGACCGACAAUCGGACGAGUCGUCUACUGCAAUGUCCCAUGCUGAAUUGCAUGCUGCGCCAUCGAUGGUUCAGCUCGUGGGAGAUCGUCCGUUUAACCCUCGCUCGUCUGAUGAUGCGCUCGCUGCUCCGCCCGGCUCUUCUCGGAGCGCGCAAAAAUGGGACAAGAAUGGACGAGCCAUAUUAGCAGAUGACACGGGCGUAUAUACUCAAUACGACCCGUAUGGUGCUCCGGCAAACGAGCCUUCUCACCCUCGGUUCCCGGUGCAGUCUCCACAGAAAUCCCGGCACCGUCAAGAAUCGACAGACGGAACGUAUUAUACAGCCCGCGAAGGCCGGACGGCGAUUACCGGGAUAUGCGAACUGGUUAACAUGAAGGAGUCGGAUAGUGAUAAGCUUGCAGCACAAAUCACCCUGUCGAUGCUCCAGUCUAUCAUCGAUCUGACGUUGUUGCCUGGAGGCUUGGUCGAGUUGGGAUAUCCGGACCUCGUUGGUGGGUGUAUCAAAUUAAUGGGUAUGGCCAAGCUCUCAGGCAAAUGUAUGCCUUUUAGAUACGAGUAUGGAUAUCUAUGCUUUCGUAUACUGGUAAUCGCAUUGGAUGUCUGUUUGCUUCAGCGAGCAGGCCGCUUUGACGGCAUCUUGGCGCGAAUACAAGUCGAGUCAGAGGCCGAGGUGCUGUUGAUUCUAUCCAAGGAGGUCUCAGAAUUGGUUCAAGAUACAUACACCGACGAACACGGAAUAAAACAUUUCGAUUGGAUGCUCGGUCUUGUCUCGGGUUCUACUUUUGGUCCUCCUCAGCAAGUGUUCAUGGAUAGCCAUGGACCGGUAGACCUCGUGUCAUGUCUGCAUCAAGACCGGAAGACCUUUUUAAAGGUACUCAACGCGACAUAUUUCCCGGGGUUGUCCGCCGUCUUUUGUUUAUUGUGGAGAUAUAUGAACAGUCCCAUUCACGAUAAAAGAUGCCUAGAAGAAGAUCUUGCAUCUUCAUUUCGCGAGAUGUUUUUCAGAUAUGGUCUCGUUGCUCCGGGAGUUGAACAGGCCGCGCUUGUAGCAAUAUACAGUCACGAUGUCAGCUGGUGGAAACCGGAAGACUCGAGACAGAAGUUCGUUAUAUAUAACCAACGUCUGGCGUCGACCGAUACCCAUUGGUUAUUCAUAUCCAACGCCUCUAUUAUACCGAUUUUACUCCGAUACUUGUCAGCUAAAACCCCUAGUGGAGUGGAGGAUCUACUCCCUGAACUAUUUGGGUUGACAAUUCAACGCCUGUGGGAUACCUGCGUUGAUGAACGUUUCCCAAGCGAUCUAAGUGUGACAAUCACUUGCUAUACCUUUACGUACUUAAAGAAUAUAGUGACUCAUUUGAAAGACAAAUCGUAUUCUAAUCAAUCGGUCGUAGUGGCCCUUGUGCAAUCCUUGGCCGAGAAUGACAUGAUCAACCUAAUAAUGAAAGUUGCAUUUUCGCUGCCGAUUCUACGAGAUGAUGAGGAGUUAUUAAAGAGUCAGUAUAAAUGGACGAUUCCUAGCGAGCGUGAUUUAUCUUUUCAGCUUUCUGGAAAAGAUUUCUCCUAA